This is a messenger RNA of Andrographis paniculata, 1810 nucleotides long. RefSeq names its product MLO-like protein 4. The coding region runs from base 110 to 1759 and encodes 549 amino acids. The transcript has 15 exons. Gene Ontology annotation, cellular component: membrane. Lineage: Eukaryota; Viridiplantae; Streptophyta; Magnoliopsida; Lamiales; Acanthaceae. The record is from RefSeq and is a predicted model, not a curated record. Gene Ontology annotation, biological process: defense response.
UACACACACUAGGUACUACUGACUCCAUGGAAGAAUUCCUUGGAAGUGAAGAAGCUAAUAAGGAAGAAAUACAACAAGCUGUAGCAGGUAAGACUAAGGUAGGAAGAAGAUGGGGGAAGAAGAGGUUGGAAUAAUUAGGGAAGGGAGGUCAUUGGAGGUGACUCCAACUUGGUCUGUUGCUACUGUCACCACUGUUAUGGUCUUUCUCUGUCUCUUUCUUCAGAGAUCCAUUUACAAGCUCGCCAAGUGGCUGAAGAAGACAAAGAGGAAAGCCCUCUGGGCUUCUCUCGAGAGGAUCAAAGAAGAGCUGAUGCUGUUGGGGCUGAUAUCGUUGAUGCUGGGGCAAUGGGCGAGAUGGAUUUCUCAAAUAUGCGUCAAAUCCUCCCUCUUCACCACCAGAUUCUACAUCUGCUCCCAACAUGACUACCCCUACCCCCACUCCCAAACCAAAUAUUCUCGAAUCUUGACCUCCAUCUCCAAUGGAUCUCGUGCUGAUAAAGCCAUUGUCACUUUCUCCCACGCCUGUGGCGAGGGGCGAGAGCCUUUUGUGUCUGCAGAAGGGCUGGAGCAGCUCCACCGGUUCUUGUUCGUCCUGGGCAUCACUCAUGUCCUCUACAGCUGUAUCGCCGUCGCCUUAGCCAUGACCAAGAUAUACAGCUGGAGGAAAUGGGAGGUUCAGGCCUGUGCCGCGGCCGAGGCGAGCUCCCACGCGAAGAACAGGGUGAUGAGACGACAGACAACUUUCGCAUUGCACCACGCUUCACACCCGUGGAGCCACAGUCGAAUCCUCAUCUGGAUGCUCUGCUUUCUCAAGCAGUUCCGAAGUUCGGUGCACAAGUCCGACUACAUGGCGCUUCGAUCGGGCUUUAUCGCCAAUCACAAGCUGCACGCGUCCUACGAUUUUCACAAAUAUAUGGUUCGGAGCAUGGAGGAUGAGUUUUACGCCAUCGUUGGGAUCAGCUGGCCUCUGUGGGGAUAUGCGAUACUCUGCAUCUUCAUAAACAUUCACGGUCUUAAUAUAUACUUCUGGCUGUCGUUCAUACCGGCUAUUCUCGUCUUGUUGGUGGGGACGAAGCUGCAGCAUGUCGUCUCGUUGCUGGCGCUCGAGAUGACAGAGCAGCGCGGUGCUUCCAAUGGGACUCAGGUGAAGCCGAGCGACGAUCUGUUUUGGUUCGGGAAACCCGAGAUCUUACUACGCCUCAUACAGUUCAUAUCGUUUCAGAAUGCAUUCGAAAUGGCGACGUUUACGUGGUCUUUGUGGGGAUUGCAGCACCGGUCGUGUUUCAUGAGAAACCAUGCGAUGAUCAUCAUUCGUUUGAUUUCUGGGGUUGUGGUUCAGUUCUGGUGCAGCUACAGCACGGUCCCGUUGAACGUCCUCGUAACGACGAUGGGAUCGCGGUGUAAGAAGGCGUUGAUUGCGGAGAGUGUGAGAGAAUCGCUUCACAGCUGGUGCAAGCGGGUGAAGGCACGGUCGAAGGCGACGAAUUCUAUUACGACGAGGUCGACGUGCUCGUUGGAAUCGACGAUCGACGAGAGGGACGAGACCGUCUCGGCUACAUUGUCGCCUUGCUCGUCGGCGCGCUCCUCGUGCCGUUUCGAUGGAGGUAGAGACCCGGAAUGCGGGAUCAAAAGCGGCGAUCACGAGCACGAGCACGAACAAAACGAGGCUAAUCAAGAAGUGUUGUCUGAAACAAGACAAAAUGAAGCAGAAGAGGAGAAGCCUGCUGAAACACUUCUUCAGCUCUUUCACAGGACAUAAAUCGUACUAAUAAUACUUGUUACAAAUUCAAAAUACGCUCUUCACUUUUCU